Molecule: messenger RNA, 2505 nt
Organism: Plenodomus lingam JN3
Lineage: Eukaryota; Fungi; Ascomycota; Dothideomycetes; Pleosporales; Leptosphaeriaceae
Source: RefSeq, a predicted model, not a curated record
AUGAAGUCAACCUUCAGCCAGGUGAAGCUUGAAUAUUCACAAGCGGCCGACUUUCGCGGUGGGCACAAAGGCUCGUCCCGUCGAUGGUCAAGUUUCGCGUCUCUGACCUAUAUACCCUCGAAGAUGCCUGCACCAUCGCCUCUGCCCACCUACCUCUACAAAAUCCUCCCCUCGGCCCCUCCAUCGCCCCUCCCUGCACGCCUCCCACUCUCAGACCUCGAUCGCAACGACGGCUAUAUCCAUCUAUCAACAUCAGAACAAGUGCCUGGAACUGCUGACAAGUUUUUCGGCAACCUAUCCGAACUGUGGCUGCUGAUGAUCAGAUAUGAGGUCUUGGCUGCAGGCACGGAUGGCGAUGGCGAAGUAAAAGCAGGCAGCAGGGCGGACGUUAGGUGGGAGGAAGUGGGGCGUGGCUGUUUCCCCCAUCUUUAUGGGGCUGACCUGGGAAUGGGCAAUGUGGAGAGUGUUGAUAGGGUAGAAAAGAGGGGAAGCUGGGCUGAGUCGCUCAGUCUUGCAUGGACACCCCUAUCUUCACAUGUGCUCCCAACCAUGCUGUCGCCUCUUUGCCAUGCCUGCCACGGAAUGCUUCUUCGACUAGGGACCAAUCGGCGCCAGGAUCGAGAAGACUUGUCAAUGUCGCCAAAGACUUGCCAUAUAUGCGCCAAUAUAGAGCAUCGCCUUCGGAUUUGGAAGUAUGAACUUCUUGACCUUGAGGAGGUCGCAUUUCGCGUAAUCGAACAGUCGCUUGAGCACGUUAAGAUAUCUAUCGAUUGGACAGCCAAAUCGCAACACGAGGACAGUUUUUACAUACACGUGGAGACAGGAAUUGGCCGAACAACUUCUGGUCCGGUGACCGAAGCCGACACAUGCGGUUCGGCUGCGAUCUCGUUCUUGGGUUCCAAGUUACGUCAGUGUCUCCACAGCGAUACACACGGUGAUUGUCAAAGAAGUGAUCGGGAGAUUGCACCAUACUAUCCUACACGUCUGCUUAAUGUCAAGAAUCGACUCAUUGUCACCGUUGAGGAUACUGGACCACAUACUGAAGGACUCUAUGCAUCACUAUCGCAUUGCUGGGGUAAGUCACGCCUUGUGCAACUGACAUGUGAGACUGAACAAAAUCUGCGCAACGGCUUAGACAUAGAUUGCUUGUCGAAGACUUUUCGUGAGGCGAUCCGAGUAUGUCAAGCACUGGACGUCUCGUAUAUUUGGAUCGAUUCACUCUGCAUCUUUCAGGAUAGCGCAACGGAUUGGCAAGAGCAAGCAGCGUUAAUGAGUAGAGUAUAUACAAAUGCACUCUUCAACAUAGCUGCCACAAGUGCCAGAGAUGGGUCCGUCGGGCUGAAACAUGCCCAGUACCCAAGAGUACAGGAACCAUUCCUGCUAUCAGCUCCAAUAUGCUUCUGGCGUCCAAAAGAUGAGCGUAUAUCCACGAUCCCUGACGAUGGGCAUGUAUCAACCACCUAUGUCGUCAGCUUUCCUAGCUCAUUUGACAUGAAUACGACAGACCCCGUUGAAGCACCUUUGAACCGAAGAGCUUGGGUUAUGCAAGAAUCACUUCUUUCCCGGCGUAUAAUGCAUUUCACCGCUUCCGGAGUUUAUUGGCACUGUCUUAGCAACCUAGCCAAUCAAAGCUACCCCGAUGGUCUCCCUCAUUACUUUGAAUUACUUCCAAAAAGCGAAGACAAGCUGUUUCUAGCCAAAAGGAGCACAACCGGAAACUCGCAUAUAGCAACUGCCUCGAAAAAUAAAAUUUAUGAUAUCUGGAACCGCGUUUGCUCCGAGUACAGCGACAGGAAACUGACAGUACAAAGCGACAAACUUGUGGCUAUCAAUGGUAUUGCGGACCGAAUCGCUAGCCUCAAUAGUGACAGGAUCAUCUGCGGUCUGUGGGAACAACGUUUACUGCCACAGCUGCUGUGGUAUCUAAAUGCAAACCACAACCCCCCUCGUCCCUUUCCUGACGCCUGGAUUGCCCCGAGCUGGAGCUGGGCGAGUCACAACAGGAACAUGAAGCACGCAGCACACCUAUGGUGUGACCAUGGAGCGCCAAAGGCUGAAAUCGAAAGAAUUCAUGUGAACUCACACGCGUCCGGCCAAUUGCGAAAUGAUCAUGCGUCCUUGACUCUCCGCGGUAAACUUCUUUCGGGCUUCUUAGAUGUACAUGCAGACCGUCCAUUUUUCCCCUACCAGCAUACAAAAACUUUUUUGGUCUGUGGGACUUACAGCAAGCAAAUCGAGCUGGCCAUGCUCGACCUUUACAUUGACGGGGCCAAAGAUUUCCAAGGAGAGAUAGUAUGUCUGCGUAUCUAUGAGGAUACCUGCGACGAGAAAGCCGAUAAGUACGACUAUUGGGAUUGGCGCACAGGAUCACUCAUUCUACAAAAAGUGCAGUCUGGUCCUGCUGAUGAAUACCGGAGAAUUGGUAUCCUUCUACUCAAAGAAGAUGAGCUAGUGUUCUACGCGGACCACGAGAGUGCAGAGGAGCACAGCGUAACUAUAAUAUGA